Molecule: messenger RNA, 4551 nt
Organism: Anisakis simplex (herring worm)
Lineage: Eukaryota; Metazoa; Nematoda; Chromadorea; Rhabditida; Anisakidae
Source: the annotation of a GenBank genome assembly
AUGGCUAUCAAUGUAACGGACGUUUCGUUAACCAGGUACUACAUUCCAGAAGAUACAUCACUGGAAUAUAUCUGCAGUCAGUCUGAUUCAUCCGGCUUGCAUACCUGUAAUAAACUACCUCCAUAUAAACAUAACGGUAUUAAAUGUAAUUUAACAUUGUUCGAAUGGGAAAAAGUCAAUGAUGAAUCGUGUAUUAAUUGGAAUAUUUAUUAUAAUGAGUGUACUGUGAUGCAUCGUAACCCAUUUCAAGGCUCAGUCUCAUUCGACAACAUCGGUUUUGCUUGGGUGGCCAUCUUUCUGGUGAUCAGUUUAGAGGGAUGGACGGAUAUCAUGUAUUACGUUCAAGAUGCGCACUCGUUCUGGAACUGGAUCUACUUUGUGCUGUUGAUUGUGGUGGGUGCGUUCUUCAUGAUCAACCUGUGUUUAGUGGUCAUCGCGACACAGUUCGCUGAGACAAAACGAAGGGAAACUGAACGCAUGAUACAGGAACGUAAACGGAUGCGUUCUGCCGCUGGUAGCGAACAGGGUGCGACAUCGUCAAAAGAUGGUGGUGCUGGCGAUAGUGUUUAUGCAGCAAUGGUUCGAUUUAUUGGUCAUCACUCGAGGCGACUUAAACGACGUCUCAUUAAGCAAAUUCGCAUUCUAAGAGAACGAUUCUUCACAAAACAGCAACAGUUGAACGGCAAUGAGAACAAUAACAAUAAUAAUAAUGAUAAACUGAUAGUGAAUAAAAAUUUGGAAUUGAACGCUGCCGAGGAGAAUGAUGCAAAUUAUACGAAAGAUAUCGAGAUGGCGAUUGAACGAGAUGAAAGAGAGUGUCAUAUAGAACUCUUAACAGGUAGGUAUCUGUUGUGUCUUAUUGAUAUUGAGGAAACGACUACCUCAGCAGCCGGAGUGUCAUUGGCCCAGAACAACAAGUCUGCAUCAGUACGAGGCUGCACUAAACGGCGUUCGACGUUGGGCUGGCUUCGUGAACGUAUUCAAGCGUUCGUGGUCUGUAAUCACUUCAAACGUGGCAUUCUAUUCGCGAUUCUCAUCAAUACGCUCAGCAUGGGUGUGGAAUAUCAUCAACAGCCCGAAUUGUUAACGAUAAUCCUCGAGUAUAGCAAUUAUUUUUUUACUGGAUUGUUUGCAUUCGAAAUGCUGCUUAAAGUGAUUGCCGAUGGCUUGUUUGGAUACCUAUCGGAUGGUUUCAAUCUAUUCGAUGGCGGUAUUGUAGCGCUCAGUGUUUUGGAGUUAUUUCAAGAAGGCAAAGGAGGUCUAUCGGUUUUGCGCACAUUUCGAUUGUUACGUAUUCUAAAAUUGGUUCGUUUCAUGCCAGCGUUGAGGUAUCAACUCGUGGUGAUGUUGAGAACAAUGGACAACGUUACAGUCUUCUUUGGACUGCUUGUUUUGUUCAUAUUCAUCUUCAGUAUCCUUGGCAUGAAUUUGUUUGGUUGUAAAUUCUGUAAAGUGGAUGAUAAUCCUUUUGGUGCUGGGCAUCUGAAGAAGUGCGAACGCAAAAAUUUCGAUUCACUUCUGUGGGCGUUGAUCACCGUAUUUCAACUUGAGUGUUGGUUGGUUGAUUUGUUUGUAUUCAGCACAUUGGGCAUGGUUUUGUUUGGAUGUAAAUUUUGUACGGACUCAUCGAAUGGACAACGUUGUAAUCCAGUUAAACAAUCGUCAUCGAUGUGGCAAGCAGGAUACAGACACGGGCACUGGCACGACAGUGAAGCAUCAUGGACACAUGAAACAAGUUGGUAUUAUGGUGGGGAGGAUGGCGAGAGCUUAUUCAAGAGGAACGAUACGCAAACUCUAGAGGAUAGUAAAGGAGGAGAAUUGGAUGCAAUGAACACUAAUGUGUUGGUGGCGGGGACGUGUGAAUGUGAACGGACGAACUUCGACUCGUUUUUGCAUGCAUCCGUUACAGUCUUUCAGAUACUGACACAAGAAGACUGGAAUAUGGUACUGUUUAAUGGUAUGGCGCAAACAACACCCUGGGCUGCGCUCUAUUUUGUGGCACUGAUGACGUUCGGCAAUUAUGUUUUGUUCAAUCUAUUGGUAGCUAUUCUAGUGGAGGGGUUCCAGGAGAGUAAAGAAGAGGAGAAACGUCAAUUGGAAGAAGAGGCACGUAAGAAAGCAACUGAAGAGGAGGAGGAGAGGAAGCGUGAACUGGAAUUAUUACUGGCAAAAACUUCAUCACCGUCGUUUAUUUUGAGUCGAAAGAGCGACACAAAACAAUGCACAUGUGGAUACAGUCCGGUGAGUCAGUUGAGCAAUGCAGAACGACAUCAUAUCUCUGUGUAUCCGUUCAUAUCGAGCAAUAUCGCGAAACUAUGCGAAGUUGAUGCAAGCUCAUCGAAAUUCUACUCUCCCAAAGAAGGAGGCUUAGGCUUAGGCUAUGCGCAACUGGAUGCUACAGAAAGUGUUGGCAGUAGUAAUGGUUGUUAUCGUGGAGCAGACACAGGCACAGGCAAUGGGCAGCCAGAUGAUGAACAUUCGACGUAUGAUCGCUUCAGGGCUUUGGUUAGAGCUGAUGCAGCAGUGAGUGAUGAAAGAGGUGAGCAGCAUGAUGCAGUUUCACCGACAUGCAGGUCGACAAUACGUUUCAACGCGAUCAGGCAAGACGAUGGCGGCACUGCUAGUGAAUCGGAGAAUGACGACGAGCGGAGUGUACUUCGAAACAAGUAUCGACUGAACAGACACACGUCGCUGGUGCUGCCCAGGUUGAGUGCAAGCAGUGUGGGCAGCACGGGUUACGAGUACUGUGCGGGUUUGCGAGGUGCAUCACGGCAGCGAAUGAACAGCUGGUGUGGACUGCAUGCUAUGUUCAACCCGUACUGCCCUGUGCAUGGACGUCAGGCGCUGAUCGAAGCUUACGCGAGAGAUAAAUUCAUACAGGCUAGUCAAGAGUUGCAAAAAGCGAUAGCCGAAGAGGAACGUCGUGAGGAAAAACGUCAAAAUUCAGCAUGGCGACGUCUCUAUCGCAAGACUUGUAUGUAUCGACGUGCAGAUUAUUCGCUCUAUGUGUUCAGUACGAAAAAUGGUAUUCGAUUAAGAUGUUUGAAAUUAACGCAAAAGAAGUGGUUCGAUUACACAAUAUUAUUCUUUAUUGGUAUCAAUUGUAUAACGUUAGCAAUGGAACGACCCUCAAUACCACCCAAAUCGUUGGAACGUCAAUUUUUGACGAUGAGUGGCUAUGUGUUUACGGUGAUCUUCACCAUUGAAAUGUCGCUUAAGGUAGUAGCGAAUGGGUGUCUUAUUGGACAAGGAGCGUAUUUCAAAGAUGGCUGGAAUAUACUGGACGGUACUUUGGUGAUUAUCAGUCUGAUUAAUGUGGCUUUUGAACUGCUCGUGCAUAUUGGUAAUUCACCAAAAAUAUUCGGUGUGAUCCGUGUACUCCGCUUAUUGAGAGCAUUAAGACCACUGCGUGUCAUCAAUCGAGCACCGGGCGUGAAAUUGGUGGUGAUGACUCUGAUCAGCAGUUUGAAGCCGAUCGGCAAUAUUGUGCUGAUCUGUUGCACCUUCUUCAUUAUAUUCGGUAUUCUUGGAGUGCAGCUGUUCAAGGGCAUGAUGUACCAUUGUAUCGGACACAAUAUCAGCAACGUAACAACCAAAGCCGAGUGUCUGCGUGAUCCACACAACAAGUGGGUGAAUCACCGUUAUAAUUUCGACAAUCUUGGACAGGCGUUAAUGUCGUUGUUUGUGCUGUCAAGUAAAGAUGGCUGGGUUUCGAUUAUGUACCAAGGCAUUGACGCCACUGGUGUGGAUAUGCAGCCGAUAGAGAACUACAACGAAUGGCGAAUGAUCUACUUCAUAUCGUUUCUGUUGUUGGUCGGUUUCUUCGUGCUGAACAUGUUCGUCGGUGUGGUGGUGGAGAAUUUCCACAAGUGCAAAGAGGCACUCGAGGCGGAGAUGCGUGAGCGGGCACGUCAGAAGCGUUUGGAACGCAAGUUGAGACGGCAGAGGUAUGAGGAUCAGUAUGGACAUAAACGCAAGAAAAAAGAGAAGUCACAUCCGUAUUGGUAUAAGUAUGGACAAACACGAAUGUUCCUCAACAAUAUCGUAACGUCAAAGUACUUCGAUUUAGCAAUUGCAGCCGUUAUCGGUAUAAACGUAAUCUCAAUGGCGAUGGAGUUUUACAUGAUGCCAGCCGGUCUAAAGUAUGUUUUGAAGGCGUUGAAUUAUUUUUUCACGGCAGUGUUCACGCUUGAAGCAGCCACCAAAUUGAUUGCGUUGGGUAUUAAGCGAUUUUUUAAAGAGAGAUGGAACCAGCUAGAUAUGUUCAUUGUGGUACUCUCGAUAGCUGGUAUUAUCUUCGAGGAGUUUGAAGCGUUGGAGUUACCGAUCAAUCCGACGAUAAUUCGUGUUAUGAGAGUGUUGAGGAUUGCUCGAGUGUUGAAACUGCUGAAGAUGGCCAAGGGUAUUCGAUCGUUAUUAGACACAGUCGGCGAGGCACUACCCCAGGUCGGAAACCUGGGCUCGCUGUUUUUUCUGCUAUUCUUCAUCUUCGCUGCGCUUGGUGUGGAGCUGUUCGGCAAACUGGGCAAGUUAUUACAUGGUUAUUAUUAG